UUCUUAAGAAAAAUAAAAUCUCUGGCUGAAAUCGACUCCUUAUGUCCUGACAUGUCGAUACUAUCAAGUUUCAUGUAAAAAAAAAAAAUAAUUGGCAAAAUGGUGAAAACAAGGUAUAUUAGUUGCGCAUGUAAUCGAUUACCACAUGCAGUGGAUUGGGGACAAAACAACUUAGUAUGCUAUGCUGCUAAUUAUGCAGUUGCCAUAUGCGAUCCUCAUGACAAGCUGUUUGGUUCAAUAUUAUCAACUCUCCAUGUUCAUACUGACCGAGUAAACGUUGUGCGUUGGAUCAAAUCGAUGACUUUUCCAAUAAUAGAAACAGAACUCAUAACUGGCUCCUGUGAUGGUACAGCUAUUAUCUGGACAGCAAGUAAUUUAACAUGUGGCAACUUUGAAGCCAAAGAAACCCUCUUAGUGGAUGGUCCUGUCAGUAUAUGUGAUGCUGCCUACAUCUCUGCCAAAUCUUCUGAUUUAUUAGCAUGUACCUGCUCCAUUGAUGGAAAGUUGAAGAUAUGGGUUCGAUUCAAUUGUCUUAAAGUAGAAUUAGUCCAAGCUAUAAAUUUUUCCAAAAAAUUGCCCACAGAGGCGCGAUUAGUAAUUCUUCCACCAAAACUUGAUAAUUCAACAAAUGUAAUUUUGUUUAUUGCACUAGACGACUCAACUGUUGAUUUAUACUUGGCAUCAUUUAUUCAUGAAGAUGUAAAUCAAAACAAUGAUAUGAGUUUUAUCAAAGUGCAGACUUUAGUUGGCCAUGAAGAUUGGGUAACAUGUAUUGACAUUGUUUUGAACGAUGACGAAAGUUUAUUUGCAGCCACCAGUUCUAAAGAUAGUACAGUAAGACUCUGGAAAAUUUCUCAAGUUACAAACAGUACUAAAACUAACAAGGGCAAAAAACUGAAGCCAAAGAAACUAUACUUUUUGAUGCAAAAUAAAGAAUAUGAAAUUGUUCUUGAAAGUAUCUUAUUUGGCCAUGAUUCUUGGGUUUACGAAGUACACUGGCAUCCUAUGGUUAAAAGAAAUGGGAAAUAUUCUCAGCCCUUAGAGUUACUUUCCUGUUCUUUGGAUAAAACUGCUAUUGUUUGGAAAAUAAGUAAUAAUACUGGUGUUUGGUCUGAAAUAGUAAGAGUUGGCGAAGUUGGGGGUAAUUCUCUUGGCUUUUAUGGCUGUAAAUUUGGUCCCAACGGCAAAAACAUAUUAGCAUAUAAUUAUUCUGGAUCGUUUCACAUGUGGGAAUAUCAAGAAAAUUUUCAAAACUGGAAACCGAGACUGAUACCCAAUGGACAUUACAACAGUGUGGUAGAUCUUUGCUGGGAUUCAAAAGGGAGAUUCUUAAUCACGGCCAGUAAAGAUCAGACAACUAGAAUUCAUGUUCCAUGGCCAAUUAGCAAUCAAGAGGAAUCCUGGUGUCAAAUCAGUAGACCACAAAUACAUGGCCAUGACAUUUCUUGUCUAGCAAUUCUUAAGCCGCAUAUAUUUGCUUCUGGUGCUGAAGAAAAAGUUGUUCGCAUUUUUACUGCACCAUUGAUAUUUAAAAAUUAUUUACUAAGUUUAAUGGACGAAGUAAGUGAUGUUGAAUUUAAGGGGAUUGUAGAAGCAGCAUAUCUUCCAGAUCUUGGUUUAACCAAUAAAGCCGGAUAUGAAGUUAAUUUGCACAAUAGUACCGAUACAUCAAGUAAUUCUAGUGAUUUCAACUAUGAAGAACCUCUAUUAGAAGAAGAAUUGAUACGCAAGACACUAUGGCCAGAAUUUCAGAAGCUGUAUGGACAUGGAUAUGAAAUAUUUUCAAUGGCAGCAAGGCAUGAUGGUACAUUACUUGCCACAUCAUCAAAAUCUACAUCAUUCAAACAUGCCGCAAUAAUAUUGUGGGAUACAAAGCUAUGGUGCCAAUCAGAUAAAUUACUAUUUCAUCAACUAACUGUAACACAAAUGGCUUUCUCUCCAGAUGAUCAAUAUUUUCUUUCUGUAUCAAGAGACAGGUGUUGGGCUUUGUACUCUUACCAAAAUCACAAAUAUGAAUUGUUAAUGUCUAGUUUACAAAAAGAAAGUUUUCAUUUGCGUAUUAUUUGGAGCUGCUCGUGGACAAAUGACUCCAAAUAUUUUGCAACCGGUUCUAGAGAUGGUAAAGUUGGAAUCUGGAGUAAAAACAUUGCCAACAAUAAGAAACCCUUGCUUGUUACUGACUUUUGUUCAAAUGGGUCAUCUGUUACAGCUCUUGCUUUUGCACCUUCUAAAAUAUCAAAUAAAUUUCUCUAUGUGUUAGCUAUAGGAUUUGAGCAUGGUUGUAUAGACAUUAGAAAAAUUGAACAAGUUGGUAAAUCCAAUUGUUAUGAGUGGGUACAACUGUCUUUUUUGAAUACAUCACAAGCUCAUCAUGCAGCAGUAAAAAGAUUAUGUUUUCGUCCAAAUUUUCGAAACGAGCAUGUUUUGCAAUUAGCAAGCUGUGGCAUGGAUGGUGUUGUAAAACUGCAUGACGUUGUAUUAAUAUGAUACUUGAAAACAACUGGCGAUGGUACUCCGUUAUUUUCCACAAAUUAAAAUCUUUCAUGACUCAUCAGUCAACUUAUAGUCCGGGUCGUAAUCUGGAAUUCGUGGGAGAAAUUAUUUGGAUAGGAUUUUUUUGCACGAUCUGACGCAAAAUGAUCACCUAAAAACGAAUUUGCAUGUUGCCAGGCUUCAAAGUUGUAGGAAAAAUGUUUAAACAAACUUUUUUAAACAAAUUAAA
Molecule: messenger RNA, 2722 nt
Organism: Copidosoma floridanum
Lineage: Eukaryota; Metazoa; Arthropoda; Insecta; Hymenoptera; Encyrtidae
Gene: Elp2
Product: elongator complex protein 2
Biological process (GO): tRNA wobble uridine modification
Cellular component (GO): elongator holoenzyme complex
Molecular function (GO): protein binding
Source: RefSeq, a predicted model, not a curated record